UCACCCCCAUAAUGGCUUGAAUCCCACUGAAGCAAAAUUGGCCUCAACAAAUACACACACACACACACGUAUACGAAAAAAGGCUUGUUUAUAUUUUGAUCUCAUUUACAGCACGAUUAAACGUCUGUCCGCCUGACAAUUGGACACUAGCCUUUCUUGGAAUGGCACAAUUUCUGACCAUGCUUGCAGCUGAUAUGACAUAGUUACCUAACUCAUUCUUAUGUAAAAUCUUUCGAUAAACAACACUUUUUAAAUCCUUGAUUUCGAAUUGAUAAAAUCAAAAAUCAAAUCAUUAUAAUGGAUAAAUAAUUUACAAUGAUAUUCGUGUAAAUUAUUAAAAUUAGAAAUCUUCUGAAAGCAUGUUUCUUUUACGGAUUGCAGAAGCUCUUGUAACAAGUGAAGAAUCUCAUUUGACAUUGUCUAAUAAUUAUGGAAAAGAAAGCACUGAUUGUGAACACAGUACGCACAAGUUUGGAAAGAAACUGUCUUCAGAAAACACUAGGUUAUUAUCUUCACCUCAAACACCCGAUGCCACUCUCAUCAAUCAACCGGUGCUGGAAGGGAGUGAAAAGUUAUCCCGGAUUCAUUUAACUUCUUCAGUUGAUUCAUCUAUAUCUAGUCCAGCUUCUGUUUAUACACUAUCUGCUCAAUCAGUAAAUUCUUCUAGGAUUAGUCCUUAUCUACCUGCUUCUUUGAACCCGGUAAAAUGUAAUGAUGCUCAUACUUCAAAGCAGGUUCAUCAGGGAUUAUUAUAUAAUUUGCUCAUUUCCAAAGAAAAUUCUUCACAAAAUUCAACAUCAUCUAAAAAUUCACUUUCUACUUCUCCCGGUCAAUCAACGACAGAAAAUAAUGAAAGAUUGAGUGAUGUACGCAUAGACAGUCCUAUUUCAAACUCUCCAUUGUCAUCCUCCUGCUCCUCCUCCUUCAUCAAUCCUCAUCAUCAUCUGGAUACAAGUAAUUAUUCUACCUCAGUUAGGAAUUCAACAGUCUAUUCUAAUUUUCGUCAUCGAGCAAACUCUCUCGGGUGUAAACUUUCCAGUAGUCGUCCAUAUACUCGACCUCAUGCUUCAUCUGUUGGUUCUGCUUCCGAUUUUUAUCCCAGUCUUAAAGCUCGUUUACAACAUCGUCGUCACUUGGAAGGGUCGACAUCAGACUCACCAUUUUCAAAACCUAAAAGUACUCUAUAUCAUAGAAUGUUUUCAAAAUCCCAAGAGAGUGCAGUGAAUAAUUCAUAUAUUGAUAUUCAUUCGCAUAGUUUGAGUUCUAUUUCUUCAUCUGGUAUAUCUAGUCCCCAAUUACAUCAUCAAAGUUUAUCAGCGCAAUCUAGACUAAUGGGUCAUUCAUCCAAUGUGAAAAGUCAAAAAAGUUCAGGAUUCGGUUCAUUUGGUUUACAACAGUCUCCGCAAACUUCAUCCGUUUCAAAUGAUUCCGGUUCUGAUGAACCAAUUGAUCUCACCGGUUAUUCUGUACCUAUAUCACCAAUUAUUACUUCAUUUUCUUUACCUACAACAACAACAAAAACUACUACUACUACUACACCCGGUGUUAUUAAUAAACAAAACGGAAAUUGUCCUUAUGUACAGUUAGCCAAAAAAACUGCUCGUCCGGUGCAAGCACGAAUUACCGAGUGGCUACGACAAAUUACUGAGUUUGUAGCUCUUUCAACACCCCUUGUUUCUACUUUGAAACCGAAAUUAUGGACUCCUAAUGGACUAUCUAAACAAGUACACUGUUUGAAUAACGAGAAUGACAGUUUCCCUUGGUUAUCUUUACUUGCACAAUGUUGGCAAAAGCUAUUAGCUUUAAGUAUGGUUGAACAUUCUUUAGAUGUUGUUGUUGUUGAAGAUCAUUCACUUUAUGAAGAGGACAGAAAACACCAAGAACCUGUUCAAUUAGAAAUUCCUUGGUCUCUGCUUCCAGAUAUUCAAAAAGAGGGGCUAGCUAAGAACAAACGUCCAGAUCGGAAAUUUGCAAAUGAACUCCUUCAAUUUUUAUCAGAAAUACGUCAAGCCGGUCUAAGUUCUCAGGAAUUUUAUUUAUUACGACAUGUGAUUCUUUUAACAGUUGAUGAACCUGAUACUUUACCAACAUUGGGUUUGAAUGUUAUUCGAGCUUCACGAUGUAUGGAUAAUCCUAAAAUUGAUCAAUCAAAUACUGUUGCCAGCUUACUAAAAGAUGGAACUCAGGUGUCAAAUCUAUCUCAAGACAGUGUCCCACCAACUGUCACUUUUGAUUUGGCGUGUUUAGCCUGUGGAUUGAAAGCACUUCGAGCAAUGUGUCCAUAUCGAAUAGCAAGUUUAUUUUGUAGUCAUCUACGCAAUAGUUCAAUUUUGAAUCAAGCUUUCAUUCUUGAAAUGCAUAUGAAAUAUCUGUCAGCUCUUAAAGACCUGCAAACACUGUCGGCUUCAACACAAAUCAUCUCUAAUAUUCCUGUUCACAAUGGUAAUAAUAAUAAUAAUAAUAACAAUAAUAACAGUACAAAUAAUAACAAUAAUAGUAAUAAUAAACACUCUCCAUUUGAGAAGAUGUCUGUAAACAAGAAGAGUAUUUUAGAACAGCUGUUCGACAGUGUUUAA
Messenger RNA from Trichobilharzia regenti, 2576 nucleotides. Lineage: Eukaryota; Metazoa; Platyhelminthes; Trematoda; Strigeidida; Schistosomatidae. The record is from the annotation of a GenBank genome assembly.